Molecule: messenger RNA, 408 nt
Organism: Trichoplax adhaerens
Lineage: Eukaryota; Metazoa; Placozoa; Uniplacotomia; Trichoplacea; Trichoplacidae
Exons: 4
Coding region: 1-408 (135 amino acids)
Biological process (GO): translation
Cellular component (GO): mitochondrial large ribosomal subunit; ribosome
Molecular function (GO): structural constituent of ribosome; large ribosomal subunit rRNA binding
Source: RefSeq, a predicted model, not a curated record
AUGUAUAUCAAGGCUGGGAAGGCUUCACCAUCACCGCCACUCGGACCAGCCCUUGGACAGCGUGGCUUAAAUAUUGGAAAGUUUUGUAAAGAAUUUAAUGAUAAAACCGCCAAUAUGGAAGAAGGCAUCCCCAUUCCAACCAAAAUUUUUAUUUAUGCUGAUCGAUCAUAUAAAUUCUCGACCUCCGCACCUCCUGCUUCGUAUUUUUUAAAAGCAGCAGCUGGUAUUGAAAAAGGAAGCGCGCACCAAGGUAAAGAAGUUGCUGGCGUUGUCACCUUAAAGCAUAUUUACGAAAUUGCCAAAGUUAAACACAACGAUGAGCAGUUUCGUAACAUGACAUUGGAACAUGUAUGUAAAGCUAUAAUGGGUAGCGCAAAAAGUAUUGGAAUCAAGGUUGUCAGAGAAUAA